Messenger RNA from Tetrahymena thermophila SB210, 492 nucleotides. RefSeq lists its product as hypothetical. NCBI's taxonomy places the organism in Eukaryota, Ciliophora, Oligohymenophorea, Hymenostomatida, Tetrahymenidae. The transcript has 5 exons. The record is from RefSeq and is a predicted model, not a curated record.
AUGAAUAAAGUCAGGCAAGGAAUCUUAAACAGACCCGUUUAACAAUAUCAUGGUCGUAAUUAAACAACUCUAGAUCUAUAACAUGAAAAAGAAUCACAAAAGAUGCAAUCAAAGCAAAAUUUAUAUAAUAACAUCCAUGAACAUAGAAGAGCCUUCUUUGAUGGAAGUAGGGAAGAAAAAUACGAAUUAAGAUAACAUUAAAAGAAAGAAGUAGAUUUCCUUAAAGAUGCUAAAGAUUGCUACUAACUCAGAGAGAAAAAGCUUAAUGAAUAUGAGAAUGCUAAGAAUUAUAAAUAUUUCCUUGAAAAUGCCAGAAAAGAAGAAUAAGCAAGAGCUGCAAAAAGAGAAUACGAAAGACACAUGAUGAAUUAAAAUAGAAAGAUGAUAUAAGAAAAAGUUGAAAGAAAAGACUUUGAGAAGCAAUUCUCUAUCUAUCAAGAUCUAGAAAAUAAUAGAGUUGACUUUAAUAAGAAAUCUCAUGAUUACAGAUGA